Yarrowia lipolytica CLIB122 is the source of this 513-nucleotide messenger RNA. RefSeq lists its product as uncharacterized. The record is from RefSeq and is a predicted model, not a curated record. NCBI's taxonomy places the organism in Eukaryota, Fungi, Ascomycota, Dipodascomycetes, Dipodascales.
AUGCUCCCUACCACCCUUUCCAACCCCUCGUCGACGUGCGUGUCCGUGGGAUCCGACACAGAGUACCAGCGCUAUCUGUCGGGUACGCCGUCAGAGGUCACAUCGGUGCCUUCACGACCCCUGUCUCGAAGCUCCACGUUAUCGGGCAUCUCCACGACCGCCACUCUGGACGGUGUGGAGGGCAAGAGAACACGUGGCCGGCUCCACGACCUGAUUCCCACGUCGGACGCCACCCUGGACAUUGGCCACAGUGAGCCCCACGCACAGCCAGACGACGAGGUGCGCCAGACUGGGCCCCCCAACAGCGCUCAAGCCGCUCGACAACAAUCUACGACUACUAACAACAAUAACAACAACGACAUUAACGCAACGACACCGACGCUGUCGGCAUCACCGGACGAGCACACGCAACUCGACAAGGGCACCACCCGUCCCGUCACCAUCGAGGAGAAGAUUGAGCUCAUGGAAGGAGGUCCCCAGAGCGAUCUGCCUAACGAGAGCGAUUUUGCAUAA